GGGCAAAGAAGAAAGACGGGCAAAGCAGAAAGGAAGCACUGAAAGAAGGGGCGACAAGCAGAGCUGACAGUGAAGUGAACGCCACCAGAUGGCACGGCUCUGAGCUUGGCCCGAGUGCACACGUGGCCGUGGUCCCCAUCCUAAGCAACAGCCAUUUCUGAGGACAAAAGCAAUGGGUUCCAGCUUGGUUGAAAAGGUGGUGGUCGUUUUGUUGCUUUUUGUUGGACUGGCAGCCAGCGUGAGGGUUACGAGCGAAGCGGACUCUGCUGCUCUGCCCUUUGUGAUACUCCAUGGUAUUGGUGAUCAGUGCUCGAAUCCAGGACUUGCCUCACUCACAAAAAGCCUGUCAAAAUCGGCCGGCAUAGAGGGCACUUGCAUAGAGAUAGGAGACGGCGUUUCCUCCUCCUGGUUGAUGCCACUAUAUCAACAGGUCAAAGAGGUUUGUACAAAGGUGAAAGCGCUGCCCCACCUGCAAGCUGGGUUCAAUCUGGUGGGCUUUUCACAGGGGAACGUCAUUGGAAGAGGUUACAUCGAGUGGUGUGAAGGUGGACCGCCGGUGCAUAACUUCGUCUCUGUUGGAGGCCCCCACGCAGGGACGGCUGCUGUUCCUCUUUGCUAUUACUACUCUAUUUGUCGACUUAUCAAUGACGUCAUCGAGAUUGGAAUCUACAGCCACUUCGUACAGACGCACAUCGCCCCGACUGGAUACGUCAAGAUCCCAACGGACGUCCGCGGUUACUUGUCCGGAUGCGAGUUCCUGCCAUAUCUCAACAACGAGCUGCCAAGCCACCGCAACUCGACGUACAAGGAGCGCUUCUCGGCCAUCAACAAGCUCGUGCUAGUCAUGUUUGAAUUAGAUUCAGUCAUCAUCCCUAGAGAGUCUGCCUGGUUCGGGUUCUAUCCAGAAGACGACAUGCGGAAGGUACUAAAACCUCAGGAGACUGACUUGUACAAAGAGGACUGGAUAGGUUUGAGGACCUUGGACGAAGCCGGCAAGGUCAGCUACGUCAGUACCCCGGGCAUUCAUAUGCACGUGACCAGGGGUCUCGUCGAUAAGUACAUACUUCCGAACAUUGUCCCGCCGGGUAGACGUACAACGUCAGUAGGAUUUCUUAAAAGGUUGGCCUCUCUCUUGGAGACACAAGCUGAUGAGAACGAGGUCGUGUACAGUCCCCCUGUAAAGGCAAGCCUGUAAGAUGUCGAGGUCUAUCGAGGUUAAGGAGAGAGUUUAGAACCUGCAUUUGAUUAAAUAUUUCCGUACAAAUUCGAGUGUAUACUUUAAUCCUGAGCUUGGAAGUCUCGAUCUUUCAUUCUUCGAAGCAAGUCACCAGGCUGCAUGAUCGUUAGGGCUGGGCAUGCAGAUGCACCUUUCAAGGGUUCAAAAGCUGAAGGCGG
Messenger RNA from Klebsormidium nitens, 1395 nucleotides. The record is from the annotation of a GenBank genome assembly. NCBI's taxonomy places the organism in Eukaryota, Viridiplantae, Streptophyta, Klebsormidiophyceae, Klebsormidiales, Klebsormidiaceae.